Phacochoerus africanus (Common warthog) is the source of this 5297-nucleotide messenger RNA. RefSeq names its product carboxyl-terminal PDZ ligand of neuronal nitric oxide synthase protein-like. NCBI's taxonomy places the organism in Eukaryota, Metazoa, Chordata, Mammalia, Artiodactyla, Suidae. Gene Ontology annotation, molecular function: nitric-oxide synthase binding. The coding region runs from base 244 to 2313 and encodes 689 amino acids. The transcript is spliced from 12 exons. The record is from RefSeq and is a predicted model, not a curated record.
GAAUUGCGCGGCCACAGCGCCGCUCGCGUCGCCCGCACCCGCGCCGCCCGGCCCUAGGCGUUGAUCGGAGUCCCGGCUUCCACCGUCGCCGCGCGGCCAGGGCGCACUCCGCCCCGCGACCCUCCGCUUGCGCCCCCUCCACGAGCCGCCGCGCUCCGCUCCCAUCUCCCCUCCCCGGGGUCCUACCAGCCCCUUCCUGCCACCGCCGCCGCCUCUGGAGGAGCCGGUCCACCGAGGGUCACCAUGCCCAGCAAAACCAAGUACAACCUUGUGGACGAUGGGCACGACCUGCGGAUCCCCUUGCACAACGAGGACGCCUUCCAACACGGCAUCUGCUUCGAGGCCAAGUAUGUAGGAAGCCUGGAUGUGCCGAGGCCUAACAGCAGAGUGGAGAUCGUGGCUGCCAUGCGCAGGAUCCGGUAUGAGUUUAAAGCCAAGAACAUCAAGAAGAAGAAGGUGAGCAUUAUGGUUUCAGUGGAUGGAGUAAAAGUGAUUCUGAAGAAGAAGAAAAAGCUUCUUUUAUUGCAGAAAAAGGAGUGGACAUGGGAUGAGAGCAAGAUGCUGGUGAUGCAAGAUCCUAUCUACAGGAUCUUCUACGUCUCUCACGAUUCCCAAGACUUGAAGAUCUUCAGUUAUAUCGCUCGAGAUGGUGCCAGCAAUAUCUUCAGGUGUAACGUCUUUAAAUCCAAGAAGAAGAGCCAAGCUAUGAGAAUCGUCCGGACAGUGGGGCAGGCCUUCGAGGUCUGCCACAAGCUGAGCCUCCAGCACACACAGCAGAAUGCCGAUGGCCAGGAAGAUGGGGAGAGUGAGAGGAACAGCAACAGCUCAGGGGACCCAGGCCGCCAGCUCACUGGAGCCGAGAGGGCCUCCACGGCCACAGCGGAGGAGACGGACAUCGACGCUGUUGACGCCCCGCUGCCAGGGAGUGACAUCCUGGAAUUCAGCCGAGGUGUGACUGACCUUGACGCUGUUGGGAAAGAAGGAGGCUCCCACAUAGACUCCAAGGUCUCGCCCCUCCCCCAGGAGCCCAUGCUGACAGCCUCGCCCCGGAUGCUCCUCCCCUCUUCUUCCUCGAAGCCCCUGGGCACGGGCACUGGCACGCCGCUGUCCACCCACCACCAGAUGCAGCUCCUCCAGCAGCUCCUCCAGCAGCAGCAGCAGCAGACGCAAGUGGCUGUGGCCCAGGUUCACUUGCUGAAGGACCAGCUGGCUGCUGAGGCUGCGGCGCGGCUGGAGGCCCAGGCUCGCGUGCACCAGCUCCUGCUGCAGAACAAGGACAUGCUCCAGCACAUCUCCCUCCUGGUCAAGCAGGUGCAGGAGCUGGAGCUGAAGCUGUCAGGACAGAACGCCAUGGGCUCCCAGGACAGCUUGCUGGAGAUCACCUUCCGCUCCGGAGCCCUGCCCGUGCUCUGCGACCCCACGACCCCGAAGCCAGAGGACCUGCACUCGCCGCCCCUGGGCGCAGGCUUGGCCGACUUCGCCCACCCGGCGGGCAGCCCCUUAGUCGACCACAGCAUGUUCGAGAACUUGAACACAGCCCUCACUCCAAAGCUACAGUCAAGCCGUUCCUUCCCCCACUUGUCCAGACCUGCAGCCCCCAGCUCUGCUGCCCCGGGGUCCGUGGAGCCCAGCGGGCCAGGACUCUGGGUGGGCAGCAGCCAGCACCUCAAGAACCUGGGCAAAGCCAUGGGGGCCAAAGUUAACGACUUCCUGAGGAGAAAAGAGCCCUCGAGCCUGGGCAACAUGGGCACGAUGGAGGUCAACAAGACUGCAAGGGCCCAACUGGCUGGCGGGGCUGACGUGGAGGACGGAAGGUCAGCCCUGCAAGAAGCAUUCCCUCGGCUGGAUCCCCCACCUCCCAUCACCAGGAAGCGAACCCCUCGGGCCCUGAAGACCACCCAGGACAUGCUGAUUUCCUCGCAGCCCGUCCUAAGCAGUCUGGAGUGUGGGACAGAGCUGCCAUCUGGGCAGCCCCAGGAUUCCCUUCCCACUGCCCAGCCCCUCCCAGCAAAUGCCUCACAGCCAGAGUCCACCAUGGAGAUGGGGAACAGGGCCGAGGCUCUGCCCAAUGGGGAGGUUUCCCUGUCCGUCCCUGACCUAAUCCACAAGGACAGCCAGGACGAACCCACACUAAAGACGACUGAGUGCAGAAGGGCCUCCUCCCCUGGCGUCAUCGAGAGAAAUAGCCUCAAACUCAGCCUGGACCCCAUCAGCCUGGCUGAGUCUCUGGAGGACAGCAGCCUGCCAUCUCCGGCACGGACCUCCAGCCUUGACAAUGAAGGCCCUCACCCAGACCUGCUGUCCUUUGAGUAGAGCUGCUUCUGUUCCCGCCGAGCACCCCUUCCCCUCCACUGUGCACCCUCACUCUUGCCCCUGCUUUUUCCUGCUGUUUGUCCUCCUUGCACUAGGCUGCAGCAGAGAGCUGAUUCUCCCACACAGGCUGUUGCAGGGCCGGAAGUCCCUGAGCAGUCCUCAUUCCAGAGUCUGUCUGUGGAGUGGCCAAAGGAUCCAGGUGCAAUUCCAGCUCCUCUGGGUGCUGGCUGCAGUCCUUGGAUAUUGGAGCAUCUGCUCCUGAGAUGCCCUGGCUUCUCACCAACCUGCAGGGCCAGCAGCCCAGGAUGAAGGUUCUUGGGAGAAUUCUCCUUGCCUGUCUCCCACAUGCUGCCUGCUCUUUUCCCUCUUGGUUCCUUCCUUCUCCCUGGGGCCCCAGAGGCCUGCUGCCUCAUGCAGAAUAGGGCUGGAUGAGGGGUGAUGGAUUUGGCUUGAUGAUGGGCCUAGUCCCAGAAAGCCACACACCUAGAGCACAGCUCAGCCAUGGCUUCUCCUGGUUCCAAGACAGGGCAGGCCUCGGGUUGUCAUCCCGCCUCUGCCUGGGUGGAUGUGGGCUGGGGAGGUUGCAUUCCAGGCCGGAGACCUUCGGUAGUCUUGUUGUCAGGGUUCGUAGGUGUUUCUUAUCUAACCAGAUGGAGAACACGGUGAGCAUUUCCUAGGGUGGGCCACAGAGCCAGCCACCAAGAGCCCAGGUUGCGAAUCUGCAGAGGCCCUGGGCAAGAUGAUGCAGCCAGCAAUGCUUGGACUCUCUGCACAGGAGGAGGAACCAGGGCUUCCCUUGCUGUGUGUGAAGACAAGGCGAGGGAGGCCCUGGCCAAAGCAGCAGAGCAAGUUCUGAUCUUGUUUGGAGGGAGGGCCCAGGAACCUGGCAUCCAGUCCCGUGAGAACUCAGAGCAGCAGUGGAGAAGGCAAUGAAAACAGGAUGCAGAAAGAGCAGUUGGCAGGACUCAGAGCUGCUUUUCAGAGGAUAAUACAGCCUGAGGGGUUGUCGUUCUAAGGUCUCAGCAUGGUAAGUGCCAGAACCAGGGUGAGGAGUGAGAGAGGUUGGAAUGUGCCAAGAACCAUGGGACAAGCUCCCCUUAGGUAGGACAUGCUCUCCUUUUACGCUGAAGGUGGUCUCCACAUGCGUGCCAUGGGGGUCCAGUGAGGGAGUGAUGGUUCACCCAACCCCACUGGUCCUGCACUCCUGAUUUAACCCAUUUCUAUGUUCCUGUCUCCCACCAGGGGUCCUGUCAUGCUGUCUUCCUGUGACCAGGACACCUUGUCAGGGGAUGAUCCCAGCGUCAGGGGCCUUUGCAACAAAAAGAGAACAUGCCAUUUCUUGAGCAGGGUGGCUGGUCCUGGGGAGAAGGCUGGGAAUGAUGCACCCGGCCAGACAGGCUGUCCAGUCCUCCUCCUGUGAUUCCUGCUGCUUCCCACUCUGGGUGCCCCAGCACUCAUGUCUCACUUCAUCUCACCACCUAGUUCCUGCUUCUCUCCUCUGCCACAGAAAAUGUCUAAGCCAGCUCCUGCAGACCUAGGAGCACCAGGGGACACCAGGAUGCAGGCUGCCCUUCUUGCAUCCUUGUUUCUGCAGCCAUGUGGCCUUGCCACAGCCUUCCUGUCACCUUUUCUUCUACCCUGUCUUCCCAGAGCAAAACCUGUUGUCUCAUCUUCCUCAGGAGGGCCCAGGCAUGCCAGGCUCCUUGCAGGCGGUGUUGAAGUGAGAGACGAUGUUACUGGAUUGAGUAGAUCCUGCCUUACUCUAGGAACGUCACAAGGCUGUGAUACCUGGUGCCGAUGCUCAGAAGUUCUCAGGACUAGCAUUUGUGGACCUGUGAGUUUUCCCAGAACAGCUUGGGGUUCAGCACAAAAACACAGAGCAGGGAGCCAGGAGGUAGCCCGCUUUCAUCUGUGCUUCCAUACCAACAGGGUUUGCUUCUCUGAUAGGAAACUUACUAGGCACCAGCACUGUGGGGCUGCUCCUUUCCCAGAAACCAGGGUGUCUCUGGCCAGGGGAAAUGGUAGCUGAAGGUACAGAGGUUGCAGGCCUGAGCUGGUUUAAACAUCUUGCUCUCCAGUCCACACCCAGCCACCACUGAAGUCUCGGCCCUCAGACCCAGGAUUAGCACAGGGAGCCUACUGGCUGUCCCAGGACUAUGGCCAGGGUGACCCCAGAGUUCCUCAGACCUGUGUCUAGCAUCGAACAAGGGGCUGUGCAACCCUGCUUCAGGCUUCAGUUGGCCUCUCUGAUCUCCACCUUGGCCAUCCUUCAGCAAGGGCAAUGCUGCUCCUAGGGAUGGGGAAGCCUCUUUGAGGCUAAAAUCUGGUCCUUGAUGCUGCAGACAACACCUGGUGCUAGGGGCUCAGUGUUGCCCAAAGGCCAGCAGGAACAGCAACUUCUAUCCUGCUCAGGGCCUCUGAUCCGACCAGCUGUCUGUCCAAAGCCCCCCUUGGCUCCCCAUGUCCAUCUCAACAGCCUGACCUUCCUGUGACUGCAGCAUGGCAAUCACCCCAUGACACACAUACCCCCCUCAUGGUGAGUCCAGCUCUGGAAACUUUACCCUGAGGUUGCCCAGUCUGCUCAAGGGCAGAGUAUCAAGGAGAAAUGAAGGGCCUGUCUUCUAUGUCCACAGAAGGAAGUUGGGGCCACAAAGUCUUUUCUCUUCCUGUUACCCCCUCUCCAUGUCCCCAUACUCAGCAAUAGCUUUACCCUGAGAGAUACAAGGUGAGCUUCCAGAACCUGGCAGGAGGGUGGGCUCUUCCCCUGCAUGGAGAGAAAUGUAUCUGUCAUAAUGAAUGUGGGUGAUAUGAAGACAUUCACAUAAUCCAUCAACUUUUAAAGAACAAAGAGGUUGGCCCCAGUUUAGGGGAAGAAGAAUAAAUAACUAUAGAGCUCUUCUGAAUGUUUUCUAGAGACUUUAUAUUUAUAUUUUUAGUAAUUUUCUGGUAGAAGGAAGCUACACAAUAAAAUGAUUUGGUUUGGU